Messenger RNA from Plasmodium reichenowi, 5208 nucleotides. RefSeq lists its product as hypothetical. NCBI's taxonomy places the organism in Eukaryota, Apicomplexa, Aconoidasida, Haemosporida, Plasmodiidae. Gene Ontology annotation, cellular component: cytoplasmic side of plasma membrane; actin cytoskeleton. Gene Ontology annotation, molecular function: phospholipid binding; actin binding. Gene Ontology annotation, biological process: membrane organization; cell projection assembly. The coding region runs from base 1 to 5208 and encodes 1735 amino acids. The transcript has a single exon. The record is from RefSeq and is a predicted model, not a curated record.
AUGAGUAACAAUAAAGAUAGCAGCAGUAAUAAAAAUAUGAAUAAAAAAAAGAUAGGAAAAGAUUCUACAAUAAAUACUCAUAAUAAUAAUAAUAAUAAUACUGGUAAUAAUGAGGCCAUAAAUGAAGAUGUAAAUAAUGAGAAUAGGGCUGACGAUAAUGUAAAAACAGUAGAAGAAGAAAAUCAUGAAAAGAAAGAAGGAGGAAAUAAAAACGAGAAAAAGGACGAGGAGAAAAGGAAUGAUGAAGGAAUUCAUAGUAAUCAAUUGAAUAAGAAGAAAAAAAAUGAAACACAAUUAAAUGUAGAAUCACAACUAGACGAAGAAGAGAAAUAUAAGAAAAAGAAAAAAUUCAAUAAAGGAAUGAAGCAUAACGAUGAAAAAUCGGAAUUAACAAAAGAGGAUGAAAUAUUAUUAGGAAAUUCAAAUGAUGAUAAUAUGAAGAAGAAGAAGAAAAAAAAAGAUCAAGAUGAGGAAGAAAUGGCAGGACAAAAUGGUAAUAUUAAUCUAAAAAAUAAUGAUGUUAAUAAUAAAAUUGGUAAUAUACAUGAAAAUGAUGGAGUAGAAGGGAGAGAAAAACAAAAAAUAUCCUCGCAAGAAUACAGAGGUGAUAAAACUAAUGUUUUAGUACCAUCCGCAUUUCAUCAGAAAAAUUUUAAGGAUAAAAAACAUAUGACAAGAACGGAAAAAGGAGAUAAUUAUUAUAAUAAUGUUAGUCACAUGCAUGAUUGGAGGAAUACUUCAUCUCAUCAUUAUUAUACACAUCAUCAUAAUGAUAAUAUGAAGGGUGGUUUUAUGUAUCACCACAUGAAAAAUAAUAAUAAUAAUAAGAAUAAGAACAAUAAUAAUAAUAAUAAUAAUAAUAAUAAUAUUAAUAAUAAUAAUAAUAAUAAUAUUAGUAAUAAUAAUAAUAACAGUAACAAUAAUAACAAUAAUAAUGAUAAUAAUAAUAACAAUGAUGUACAAAGUAAUGAAAAGACGAUACAAGAUUUUCAACCUUCUAUGAAAGAUAUGAAUAAAAAAAGAAGCUUUAAUAAGAAUGAUAAUAAAAAUGUUGAUGGAGUUAACAAUAAUAAUUAUAAUAAUAGCCCUGUGAAUAAUCAUAUGUACAAAAAUAACUUUAAGUAUGACUAUAAGAAUAAUAAGGGUUACAAUUUAAAGAUGGGAAAGGGUUAUAAGAUGCAGACCAUAACAAAUAAUAACAACAACAGCAACAACAAUAAUAAUAAUAAUAAUAAUAAUAAUAAUAAUAACAGCAACAGUAAUAAUAAUCACAAUAAUAAUAAUAACAGCAACAGUAAUAAUAAUUACAAUAAUAAUAACAGCAACAGUAAUAAUAAUCACAAUAAUAAUAAUAAUAAUAAUAGUAACAGUACAAAUUGUGAAUUUAAACCUGUCGAUGGGGUAAUGGAUUCAAUGAAUAAUUUGUUUAUGUACAAUAAUAAUGGUAAUUAUAAUUAUUUAGCUAGCUAUGGAUGUAAUUAUCCAUAUAAUAAUAACUACUAUGUAGAUGAAAAUGAGAAAUGUUAUGAUAUAGGUAAUUAUUAUUCGGGAAAAUUAUAUCCAGAAGGUUAUAACGAGAACAAUUUUGAUGUGCGUUAUAAUUAUAAUAUGAUGAAUGAUUUUUAUAAUUAUUUCCCUUUCAAUUAUUAUUAUUACAAUAUGAACAAUUUAUAUUUUAAUAAUUCUAAUUAUAAUAAUGGACCCAAUUUAUAUAAUGAUUAUAUGAAAAAUCGAAAGAAUAAAAAGUUCUUAUAUGAGAAGGGGAAAAAGAAAAAUUUUAAAAAUAUGAAUACAAAUAAUAUAUAUAAUGAAAUGAAAACGAGAGUUAUGGAAAUAUUCAAAAGAGAAAAUAUUAUGUCAGAUGAUUAUUUGUUGUAUUAUAUGUACAAUAAUAUAAAGUUAAAUAUAGAUAUAAUUUCAAAGCAUCCAUAUAUAUCCCCUCUCAUUAAUAAUAAUACGAAUAUAUUGGUAAAUGUGUUGAAUGAUCUUAAGUGUAUCAAUUUACCUAAAAAAGAAUCUGCAUCUGAUAUAGAUACCAUAAAAAUUAAUAAUGAGGAAGCUGACAAUAAGAAUAAUAAUAAUAUUGAUAGUAAUCAUCCAUUUGGUGAUAACAAUAAUGAUAAUAAUAAUAAUAAUAAUGAUAAUAAUAAUAAUAAUAAUAUUACUGGUGAAGAUGUUGUGCUUAAAGAUGAAAACAAAAAAUCAAGUAAUGACUAUGAGAAACAAAAUAUUGAUAUGGAUGAACCUAAGACUUAUGAUAAGGUGUUGUCUAAUGAAGAUAUAGAAAAAAAUAUUGAUCACGAUGAAAAUGUAGACAUAAAGGAGAAAAUGAAAUUAUCACAACAAAAUGUUAAGAGUAAUGAUAAUAAUUAUGAUAAUGUGCCCAACAUAUGUAGUAAUCAAAAGAGUGAUAAUAUUAAUGUUAAUAAUGAUGUAACUAAAAAUAAAAAGGAAACAUUGAAUGAAAUAAAUAAAGAUAGUAACAAUAUAUGUAAGAAUAAUGAUCAAGAAAAUAACACAAAUAAUGAUAAUAAUAAUAAUAAUAAUAAUAGUGGUAUUGAUUUGAUUAAGAACGAUAUUGAAAAUAAUGAUAUGUGUCAAAAUAAUAAUAAAAAAGAAGAAAAUAUUGAAAUUAUAAAUAAUAAUAAUAAUAAUAAUAAUAAUAAUAAUAAUAAUAAUAAUGAAAAUAAUAAUGUUGUUAAGAUUAGUAAAAAAAGUUAUAAUGAAAAAAUAAAUAAUCAAGAAAAUAAUAAUAAUAAUAAGAACAACAAUAUUAUAACUACCGAUCAAAUAGGUUCCAUGAAAAUAUUGUUUGAUGAAGAUAAUAAAAACUUUUUAUUAAAUUUGAAUAACAGAAGAAAUAUUAUAAUUAUAAGAGAUAUUAAUUCUCAUUAUAUUAAUACUAUAAAAAGUUUUGUUUUAAGUAGUCCAGGUAUACAAUCAAAUGAUGUCUUAAAUAUUAGAAGUGAUAUAAACAAUACUAUUUUUAUUACUUUAAAAAAUGAAAAGAAAACUGAAUCUUUAGCACAGUAUUUAAAAACCAAAACAAUAAAUGAUAAAAAAUUAAAUGUGAGAAUAAAGACAACUCAAAAAAUUCAAAACAUUAUUGAGAAUAAUAUAUUUAAGGCAUCAACAAGUAAUCAUGUUAUGAAUACUACAACUAAUAAUAUGAUUAAUAUUGCAAAUAAUGGUAACAAUAGUGGAAUAGGAAACACAAAUAUGAAUAAUUCUUCUAACAGAAGUAAUAAUAAUAAUAAUAAUAAUAAUAACAAUCACAAUAAUAAUAAUAAUAUAAAAAGUAACACUGUUAAUAAUAAUAAUAAUAAUAAUAAUAAUAACGUUGGUAUUGUAAGUAACAGUAAUAAUAUGAACAGUCAUAUGAAUAUUUUGAAUGGUGUAGGUAAUACUAUACCAGUGAAUGGAAAACAAUUUUUUAAUUUUAAUAAUUUAUAUUUUUUACCAAAUGCAUUAAAUACUUUUGAUAAUAAUAUAUAUUCAAAUAAUAUUAUGACUGCUGGAACUUCAACGACAGGUUCUGUUACAAAUGCGGCGUCUACCAUUCCAUUUGAUGCUUAUAUGAGUUAUUAUAAUUAUAAUAUGAACAGUAGUACUUGUAAUAUAUUUAAUCCUAUGGCAUCUUGUGAUACAUAUAAUAAUGCUUAUAAUAUGUAUGCCCCUCAUCAUCAUCAAGGGCAUAACCAAAAUUACAAUCACAAUCAUAAUCAUAACAAUCAUAACUAUAGUCAUCAUCAUCAUCAUCAUAAUAGUAAUAGUAAUAAUAAUAAUAAUAAUAAUGCAAAUAAUAAUACUUAUUUUCAAGGAAACGAAUUAAAAGGUAAAGGUGGAAUGUAUCCUAAUAAAGGAAUGAAAUAUGGAAGAGGAGGAGCAAACAAUGAGCAUUUUAAUAAUUUGAAAUAUUAUUCAAAUAAUUAUGGUAAUUAUAACAAUGCAUAUAAUAACUUCCAUGAAGGAGUUUCAAAUAGAAAUGAGCAUAUAAUAGAUGAAGCUAAUAGAAAAUAUCAGGGUGAACAAAAUGUCAAUGAUAAUAAGGUAGUUCAUAACAAUAGAAUGAACAGACCCAUAAAGGUGGAUACAGAUAAUAAUAAUAAAAAUAAUGACAAUGAUAAAAGUAACAAUGAUAAUAAUAAUAAUAAUAAUAAUAAUAAUAAUAAUAAUAAUAAUAAUAAUGAUAAUAAUAAUAAUAAUGAUAAUAAUAAUAAUAAUGAUAAUAAUAAUAAUGAGAGCAGAAGUAGUAGCAAAAAUAAUAAAAUAAAAAAUAAUAAUAGUAAAGGUAAUAAUCAUAAUAAUAAUCAGGAUAAUAAUGAAAAGAAUAAUGACGAUCAUAAUAAUGGAGGUGAUCAUGAUGGAAAUGGCAGUGGGCAAAAUAGUGGAAACAGUAAUACAAGAAAUAACAAUAAUAAUAAUAAUAAUAAUAACAGUAGUAAUAAUAAUAAUAAUAACAAUAACAACAAUAACAACAACAACAAUAAUAAUAAUAAUAAAAAUAAUAAUAAUAAUUCAAGCAAUAGCAACAAUAAUAACCAUAAUGCAAAUAACAAUUCUUCCGUUAAAUUAAACGAUGGUAAUAAUUUUAAUAAACUCAAUUUUAACAAAAAAGAUUCUAGCAAUAAAAAUGAUAACUCAUCUAACCAAGGAGAUAAAAAAUUAAGUGAUAGAAAAAAUGGAAAUUUUUUUUCUCAUAGAAAUAAUAUCAAAGGUACAGAUAAAAAGGAUGAAGAAUCUAAUCAAUAUUCAUAUAUUGGUAAUAAAAAGAUAGAUUUAAAUAAGGAUGAAAAAUCGAAUGAAUUAGAAGGAGAAGGCCUAAAUUUAAGUGAAAAAGGUGGAGAAAAUAUAACUGAUCUUGAUAAAAAGAAAACAUAUAAAAUGGAUAAGAAAAAUAAAAAAAAUCCAACAAAUAAUACUUUGAAUAAUGUAGAUAAUAUGAAUAAUAAUGUUACGACAAAUAAAGAUAAAAACGUAGGUAACCAUGAUGAUAAGAAAAUAAUUAAAAAUAAAAACAAACCUGAUGAAAAUAUUAACAAUAGUACACAAACGUUAAAGAAAUAUUCUUAUGUAGAUAUUAUGGAUUCAUGUAAAAAAUUAACCAAUGUUGAUACUCCUGAAUGUAUUGAAAAGUUAAUGAGUGAAAAUGUUUCUCUCUUUAGAAAACAUGAUGAUAAGUUCUGUUGGAAAUUAAAUGUAUGUUAA